UGAUAUGUCAUGACACGUGUGUCUUCUAUCAUCAGGCUUCACUUUGGGUCAAUAAUUGACCUGAAACAAUGAACGACAAGGAAUUUUUAAAUUUCAAAAAACAGGUUUUAAAAGGGAAAGAUUUCAGUAAAAAGGGUCAAAUCGACAGUGCAAUUGUUGACCUUGUUGAGUUGAUCAAUUGUCAAAAAUCUUAUGUCACUUUGAGUUCAUGUUCAGGAAGGACUAUAGUCGUCUCGCAGAGCGAAUUAAAGAAAGGCUGCCGGUGGAUUUACACCACACACGGUGAAGUCGACGAUGAUGAAUUUCUCAACAAAUGUUCUGAAAAUUCAAUAAAUGACCUUGUCGUCAAGUUUGAACCUUUUAUCUUGCAUGUCGGGUGUCAAAGUCUUGAAAACGCCAAAUCCCUUCUUUCUUGCGCUUUGAACUGCGGAUACAGAAAUUCUGGCAUCGUGCUCGGAGCCAACGGAAAGAUCACACUCGGCGUCAGAAGCACGUUGAACGUGGAGGUGCCGAUAUCGAACUCAGGGGGAUUGCUCGUCAGCCUCGAAUAUCUUAAAUUUCUCGGAAGCGAGUGCAACAAGAAGAUGGAUAAAAAUUUAAAACAGUUUAAAAACUUUGAAGCAGCACUGAUAGAGUUUUUCAACACUUGAGCCACUCUUUUCAUUCAGGGAACUAAGUUGAUAAUAAGCAUCAACUUAUACUCCUCUUGGUUGGGGGACAUUAUUUUUUAAUUACCAUUUACAAUAUAGACUAAACAUUGCUAUUAAGUAAUACAUUCAAAAACAAAAAAACAAGACAUUUGUAUAUAUUUAUUUUACCUAAUAACUAGGUGUAAAUAUCGCUUGAGAUAUCCAUCCUUACAUGUUUAACAGUCAUAAUUGACCAUAUUAAUUAUUUCAAUUAAUUAUUCUUUCUAACUAAGGUCUUUGUGAAGAUUCCUGAAAGGAAUCUUAAACAGAUUUUAUUAGGAGUUAAAUUCAUUGCAAAUAUUACGAUGGGAAGGAAGGAUAUUCCAGCUAAUUGUUGGGAAAGCAUAUUGUGUAAAGUUGGGUCAUCGGAAAUGUCCUCGAAUCAUGGGAGUCGAUCUAGUCUUUCACGAAAACCACAGUCACAGCUAAACAAAGUCGGCGAAAUAAUAACACCUGAGUGUUUACGAUUAGAAAGAUGGGUUGAUCCUGGGCAAUCGGCACGGAAAUAUUUACUGUUGUCCUGAUACGUGGCCUUAUUGCUCAAUCCCCCUAGGAUCAGCUAAUGUCCGGAUUCACCCGGAAAAGCUCAACAACCUGGGUAAGAAAAAGGGCAAUCGGGUCAUCAGGAAUCAAAACAGUAUUUCCUAAGCUUGACCCUUAGGAGGGUCCCCCACCUCCUCCCCAACUGAUUGGCUUAAAUACGAUCCCAAAAGAACUAGGAGUCAGUCAGGAAAGCCGGCGCAGAGAAAAGGCAGUUGGAAUCGGCCAGAAGUCAGUAGGACAAACCGGCAUUCCAGUUCUGUAAGCACAAGGUUUGUCAAUCAGUUGGUGGGAGAAUUGGAAAACGGGGCGAUUUCGAGGCGAGUAAUUUGAGUAAUAAGUUCCUCAAGGAAUAAGCCGACUCACGAUGGGACCAGAGAUUCUUUGGAAAUUUAUUUAUAUAUUAAAGCAUUUAUUUAAUUUAUAAGUAGGGAUAGAAAUUAUUCAAGAAUUAGGGUGUGUAAAUUAUGAGAAAGAAUUGGGACCUAAUAAACCACUAAAUUGGUUAAUUAUUUAGAAUUACGUUGUGAAUUGUUCAAUAGGAAUAAAAUAGAGAAGUAA
This is a messenger RNA of Cimex lectularius (bed bug), 1790 nucleotides long. Its product is annotated as tRNA wybutosine-synthesizing protein 3 homolog. The record is from RefSeq and is a predicted model, not a curated record. The transcript is spliced from 4 exons. Gene Ontology annotation, cellular component: cytoplasm. Gene Ontology annotation, biological process: tRNA methylation. Lineage: Eukaryota; Metazoa; Arthropoda; Insecta; Hemiptera; Cimicidae. Gene Ontology annotation, molecular function: tRNA methyltransferase activity. Bases 69 to 650 code for a protein of 193 amino acids.